UGGAAAUAUGCAGUCACUCAAAGCAUGUCCUCCUAAUGAUAGUGCAGACUUGGAGGCCUCACUGCUGAGUUUUGAGAAGUUAGACCGGGCUUCACCAGACCUCUGGCCAGAGCAAUUACCAGGUGUUGCUGAAUUUGCUGCUUCUUUUAAAAGUCCGAUCACCAGUUCUCCUCCCAAGUGGAUGGCUGAAUUAGAGAACGAUGACAUUGAUAUGUUGAAGGAGUUGGGGAGUCUCACGACUGCUAAUCUGAUGGAGAAGGUGAGAGGUCUACAGAAUCUGGCAUAUCAGCUGGGGCUUGAUGAAUGUCACACAGCAAGGGCCAGUUUACACAACCAUUUUCAUACAGUGAAGUCCCGAGAAAUGACCAGAGGGAAAUUCUUGAACAUCCUGGAAAAACCAAGGAAGUAGCUGAAUGCGGUGUAUGCACAGAAAUACACCUGACUAAUGGAAACUACCAGAAUUCUACAUGUGCUGAAUCUGAAAGACAACUGGCCACCUUAUACUUACAGAUAUAUUCCCUAUCUGUUGGCCCGUUUUGUGACGAGAAGCACCAAUUUUGGUAUGGGCUGACAACAUCCCUCAGUGGGGCAAUUUUACCUCCUGACCUUUAGCAACUUCUGAACAUUCUGCCAGAAGAAUUGGAAUUUUUUUUGACACAGUUUGAUCAGAAUAAUGGUCUCAUACCUCUGCAAUACCUUAAGUAAGAUUCUUUUAUGGUAUCACCAUGUGCCUCUGGGUAAUAUAUAUGUGGCUUUUUUGUGUGUCCCGUUAUCUUCUCUUUUUAGGACAAGAGUAUCUUUUGUGUAACUGCCAUGCUGAAAAGGCUAAUUCCUGUAUUUAAAAAAAGAAAAUUAUAUAUUUGUAAAUUAUAAAAAAGCAUUUUAUUGGUUUGUCCUAAGCUUGCUGGUUUUCUCACAAAUGAGUAUUGUGUGUAAAUUCUUAUUAGCCGCAAACAUCACAGAAAGGACAUAUGUUACCAUUCUUUUUGUCUUGUGGCUAUCAUUGCUUCAGAAACUAGUUGGCAUAGGGAGCCACACAUCAACCCUGAACUUUACUUCUAUGUAGACCUUGAGUGCCAUAGUAUUUUAGGUGGGAUGUAGAACUGGAAGGUGUCUUGCUUCACAUCAUGAAUGUAAAAUAAUCUUGUAAAAUAGACACCUGUGCUGUACACUCAGCUUUAUCAGUUUGUCCAGUGUAAAUCCAGUUUGGUAUCAGUAUCUAGCUGAGUCAGUGGAAGAAGUAAGACAAGCUGAAAUUCAAAACUUCCCAGAACUGAAUUUACAGAUUUCCUUUAUAUUAUUUUUACAACUCCAGAAAACAAAAUUCAGCAAAAGUGACUUCUCUGGCAAGACUUAGAGAACAAUGAUGAUGUAUGUAGCUUGUUUCACCUUGCAGAGAGGGGGACACUUACAGUUGCUUAUUCACAAGAAACACAGCAGGACUUUGCUUUCAGAUUCUUUUCUCUAGAAAUAGGUUAUAAUUACAGACCAGCCAGUCACAAGCACCUUUAAGUCCCAUUAAUUUAAUGGGACCGUUGCAUGUAUGCUUAAAUCAUUCCCAUUGUAAUAUAUUCAAACAUAAGAGCUUGACUUUUGUUUAAUUGUGGCCUGUAAAAACUAUUAAGAUACCAUUUUGCUCUGGUUCAGAAAAAAGUAUUUAAAUAUAGGUUUGGGGGCUGAACCUUUCUCAGUCUGUCUUUGACACACGCACAGAUUUCAGUGAAUUUUACUCACUUUGUUCAACACGUAGGUGAAAAAUCGCUGUGGUAGAGCAGACUUUUAUAUUUGCUAAAUUAUUUGUUUCUACCUUAAAUCUUUAUAUAUUUGUCAGCCUUAGUAUAGCGGGGGCCUUCUAUUUUAUUAAGCACAAGUAGUUCAGCCAGGUCUUUGCCAUAUUGAAGCAGAUGAAGUUUUUCACAUGGUCAGAUUUUUAGAAGACUGGAAGUUAAAUGUGAAAAGAUCUUAGCUGACGUAGGAGUAAGACUGAAAGCAAGCAAAAAUUGAAAGCAGGAGGAACAGUUGGGCAGAUGAAAUGUGGAUGAGGGUUUUUAUGUGUGUGGCUGUUUAAUGUUUAUAUUUCUGUUUAAACAUAUUCAAAUGUAUUUUGUUUGCAAUAUAAGGCAAAUGAAUCCCCCCAAAAUGUGACUGUAAUACAGCCUGUUACAAACGUUUCAGUCCCAUUGAUUUUAACAGGACGUAUUAUAAGUUUUUUGCUUUAACUUUCUUGUCUUUACUAUCCAAACAGGAUAGUAAAGUGUUUUCACUUUCGCUGCAUCAUGUGUUUGCAUUUUGAAGGAUCUUGAAAUGCAUUAUGAGCUUGUGAAACUGAAAACUUUACGCAACACUUGGAAGUCCACAUAUCAGCCCAGUCAUGAAUCCCAAAUUUGAUUAGUUGCUACUCUUCUGUAUUUCGAAAAACAAAUGUCCUGGACUUUUAUCCUCUAUUUAUAUAUUUUUUAUUUUUCAUCUCUAGGUGUGUUAGCCUUGUAAGAUAGUAUAAUUUGCAUUACCCUGAAUGAUAAUAUAUUCUGGAUUAGUAGUCACAUAAUAAAUAAAGGUGAAGCAAUAUGCAUUUUUCACAAACAGUCUUGUAAAAUGUGGAAAGUAUGAUGUCACUAAAAAGAAAGAAACUCUUAUUUGUAUUUUAUUACCAGCUUUUAACUGUCAGUUUAAUCCUGUGUAUGUUUACCUAGACAGAAGUCCUACUGAAUUUGCUGAGGCUUCCUUCUUAGUACAUAUGAUGGGAAUGAGUCUUGCAAUCUGUGCCUAUUCAUGUUAACUAAGAAAUAAUUUCUCUGAGUUCAGUGGGAUUUAUUUCCAAAUAACUAUGCAUAUACUUCAGUGAAAUCUAAAUCCUAUUUGUAAAUUUCUAAAUUAUUGAAUGUUGAUAACUGUUUUGAACAAAAUAUAUUCCCUAAUGUCUG
This is a messenger RNA of Eublepharis macularius, 2924 nucleotides long. It is a transcript of the gene LIN52, whose product is annotated as lin-52 DREAM MuvB core complex component. The coding region runs from base 8 to 409 and encodes 133 amino acids. NCBI's taxonomy places the organism in Eukaryota, Metazoa, Chordata, Lepidosauria, Squamata, Eublepharidae. Gene Ontology annotation, cellular component: DRM complex. Gene Ontology annotation, biological process: regulation of DNA-templated transcription. The record is from RefSeq and is a predicted model, not a curated record. The transcript is spliced from 7 exons.